UUCUCUUUCACCCCUUUCCUCUUCAUUUAUUAGUCCAACCUACAAAUCCCUUUCCCCACUUACAUUCUACAUUCCCUCUCUCUCUUCUUUCUUCUUUCUUGCCUAUGCAGAUUUAGAGAAAGAGAUCAUGGAGCUUGAUUUAAGCUUAGGAGACUCUUCAAAGCCUCUAAUUGGCUUCAUGGAAAACCAACAUCGUGAAGCUUCCAAUGAACUUGGCUUAGGCUUCAACACCACUUUAUCAAUUGGUCCAGUCAUCACUACACAAACAGAUCAACAACAACAAAUUAAGACUAAAACAAACAACAACAGUAACAGUACUGAAAAUCCUAACCCUGUACUAAAUCAACUUGAUCUUCUUCCUCCACUCUCUUUCCCAUGGCACUCUCCUUCUGAAAAUGUGGGUAGUUUAUUGGUAUCAACUGAGUUUGGGGGUUCUUCAAGGGGCUUAGACGUGAACGUGGUUCCACUGGCGGUGGUUGUGGCGGAAGAUGAGGCGGCGCUUUCAUCAUCACCUAAUAGCGCAGCAUCUUCUUUUCAGAUGGAUCUGUGUAUAUACAGUGGUGGUGGUGGUGGAGGGAGUUUGAGUGGUUCAGGUGGGAACAAGAGAGAGUUUUCAGAUGGUGAAGGUUAUUAUCAAAGGAAUUGUUCAAGAGUGAGUGAUGAUGAUGAUAACUGUGGUGGUGGAAACACAAGGAAGAAGCUUCGACUCUCUAAGGAUCAAUCUGCUUUUCUUGAAGAGAGUUUCAAAGAACACAACACUCUUAACCCUAAACAAAAACUGGCCCUUGCAAAAUCACUCAAUCUUAGCCCUCGUCAAGUAGAAGUUUGGUUCCAAAACAGAAGAGCAAGGACUAAACUGAAGCAAACAGAAGUAGACUGUGAAUAUUUAAAGAGAUGCUGUGAGACAUUAACAGAAGAAAAUAGAAGACUACACAAAGAGCUUCAAGAAUUAAGAGCUUUAAAAACUUCAAAUCCAUUUAACAUGCAAUUACCAGCAACUACUUUGACUAUGUGUCCUUCUUGUGAGCGUGUUGCUACAAAUUCCACUGCCACUUCCUCUGUCACUACAAGUGCCACAAUCAAAACUAGUGAUGAUUCAACCUCAAAAUCCAAUAAUAAUAUUGGAUUUCCUUUUGGCAAACCAAGAAUUCAUCAACACCAUCUUGAAUUGAAUUGAAUUUUAUUUUAUUCAUUCAAUAGUCUUGGAAAUUGAUUUCAUUUUGUAUAUAGGGAAUUUUCUGAGAGGCUGAUAGAGUUUUUUUUUUUCUCCCUUAUUUUCUUCAUUUGGGAGUUGCUAUAGAAUUUCUGAUAUUUUGAUUUUUCUAUUUUGAAUUUCUUUGCUAAUUUCCUCUUUUUGUUAAGAUAGAUAUUGAAAAGAAAAGGAAACGAUCAUCAUACUGGUUUGUGAUA
This is a messenger RNA of Cicer arietinum (chickpea), 1410 nucleotides long. RefSeq names its product homeobox-leucine zipper protein HAT14-like. The record is from RefSeq and is a predicted model, not a curated record. Gene Ontology annotation, biological process: regulation of DNA-templated transcription. Gene Ontology annotation, molecular function: DNA-binding transcription factor activity, RNA polymerase II-specific; sequence-specific DNA binding. Lineage: Eukaryota; Viridiplantae; Streptophyta; Magnoliopsida; Fabales; Fabaceae. Gene Ontology annotation, cellular component: nucleus.